AUGGCGACGCAGAGCGUGUUUGGCUGGGGCCCGCUUGUGGCGUUGGGGCUGAUCGUGCUGAUUGCCUAUGCCACGACGUACUGCCACCAAGUUGGCAAGGCCACGCUCUGGAGCGAUGCCUUGUUUGUGACGUGGGUGACCACGGUGGUCGUCGUGCUGUACAGCUUCUUCAAGUCCAUCUACGUCGGGCCAGGCUUUGUGCCACUGAAAUGGAGACCGAAAGAUGAGGCCAAUAUCGAACGGCUGACAUACUGCCACAUCUGCGAGGGUUACAAGGCACCGCGAUCGCACCACUGCCGACAAUGUGGCCGCUGCGUGAAGGUCCUCGACCACCACUGCCCGUGGAUCAACUCCUGCGUGGGGAACGACAACAAGGUCUACUUCCUCCUCUUCGUCACGUCCGUCCCAAUCGGCUGUGUGUACAGUGCUGUGAAGUGCGUUCUGUUUCUGAUCCGCUACUACCAGACCAUGUUCUCCGUGCAGCACGCGCGCUACUUCGGAUACCGCCUUACACCGGGGCGCUUUGCUUUUGUCAUCUGCGGCGGUGCUGCUGCGCUCGGUGUGGCGUUGGCUGUGGCGAUGCUGGCCGUCAUUCAGAUCAAGAGCAUCCUCAAGAACAAGACGGACAUUGAGGGCUGGAUUGACGACAAGGCGAAGCGGGUGACCAAGAAGAGCAAGACGCCGUUCAUCUUCCCCUAUGAUCUGGGAUGGCGCAACAAUAUCAAGGAGGUGAUGCGGCAGUCAGUGCGACGCGAUGGCAUCAACUGGGCCGUCCGUGAAGGCUGCACCAACUAUGACAUGAGCCAAGCGCAGCUGUGGCAAAAGCGCACCCAUGCGCAGUACCGCUACACCUUCAAAGUCAAAACGCGGCCUGGCCGAUGGGGGUGGCGCAUGGGCUGGCGUAUUCUCUGCUCCUGCCCCUGGACACAGGCCACCAUCGACCUCCAGCCUGGUGAUUUGAUGCACGCUUGGCGACAGCGUGGCAAGUGGUAUUGCGGCGAAAAGGUGCGGGUUGAGAAUGGAAUGAUCCGCACAGUGUACCCCUUGCAUCGAGGGUGGUUCCCGAUUGCCGCUGUGGAGGAAGUGGACCUGCAGCUGCCGUACGACUACCGCGGAGAUGGCCUGUUCCUCCAGCCCCCUCCCACCGCAAACGAUGAUGACGACAACAGCGAAGGAGGCGACGACGAAGCAGAGCAAGACGAGCAAGGAAAGGAAGCGGCACAGGGCCAGCAACCGCGACAGCGUCGCGCGAAUGGCCAAGACAAACAACAGAAGCAGCCCCAGAAGCAGCCCCAGAAGCAGCAGCAGACGCAGCAGCAGCAGAACCGACACCAGCACCAGGCGCAGAAGCAGAAGGAAAACAAGAAGCGCAAGUGA
Salpingoeca rosetta is the source of this 1377-nucleotide messenger RNA. RefSeq lists its product as uncharacterized. Gene Ontology annotation, cellular component: Golgi apparatus. Gene Ontology annotation, molecular function: palmitoyltransferase activity. The transcript has 13 exons. Gene Ontology annotation, biological process: protein palmitoylation. Lineage: Eukaryota; Choanoflagellata; Craspedida; Salpingoecidae. The record is from RefSeq and is a predicted model, not a curated record. Bases 1 to 1377 code for a protein of 458 amino acids.